CCGCGAGUGACGACAAAUAAAACUCGCGGGCGGCAUAUCUCGAGAAAAGCAUCGGAAAAGUGCGAAGCUUGCUUUGUGGCGUCGUUGUCCCGGCGAAAUCGUCAAUCUCUGCAUUUGCAAAAGCAUUUUCGUGUCGUAAUCUACAAGGCAGUCAGCUGGGCGGAGUAAACAAAAAUUUAUGAAAAGUGCAAUGCUGCCAACUCUAUGUUUCGGUAAAUCGUCGUCGACAUACAGCUGCACCCGACGUCGUCGCUGCUCUGGUUGCCACGACCAGUUUUACGCCUAACAGCGGGCCCAACAAGCUUAGAUAUCAGCGUACAUGACGUUUCAGAACAACCUUUUGAUUGUUUUACUGCGACCACCAACGCCACGGCGAAAUGUCCAUCAAAAGAUCCAGCGAAAGGCACUCUGAAAUUGAUGUGCACGUCACCAAACACUACGACAUCAUCCGAAGACUUGGCAAAGGCGCUUACGGCAUUGUAUGGAAAGCCGUCGAUAAUAAAACGAAAGAAACUGUGGCCGUAAAAAAAAUUUUUGAUGCAUUCAGAAAUCAGACGGAUGCUCAACGUACAUUUCGUGAAAUCAUUUUUUUACUGUCUUUUGCUAAUCACGAAAAUAUUAUACAGCUGAUUGGACUACACAAAGCAAACAACGAUCGUGAUAUAUAUUUAGUUUUUGAGUACAUGGAAACGGAUCUUCAUAAGGUAAUAAAACGUGGUACGUCAUUAAAGGACAUCCAUAAAGUUUUUAUUAUGUAUCAAUUAUUCAAAGCCAUAAAAUACAUACACUCUGGAAACGUAAUUCAUCGUGAUUUAAAGCCAUCAAACAUUCUAUUGAAUUCCCGAUGCCAUUGCAAGAUCGCAGAUUUUGGUCUGGCGCGCUCCAUGAGUCAAUUAGCUGAGGGAGAUGGUGAGGCAGGAAGCGAUCCUACUUUGACGGAUUACGUUGCAACGCGCUGGUAUAGGGCGCCAGAAAUAUUGAUUGCCUCGAAAAAAUACACUAAAGGCAUUGACAUGUGGUCUUUAGGCUGUAUCUUUGGAGAGAUGUUGCUAGGAAAGCCCUUGUUCCCGGGUUCGUCAACAAUUAAUCAAGUUGAGAGGAUUAUGGCCACUUUACCUCCUCCUACUCACGAAGAUUUGACAUCAGUAAGUGCUGGAUAUGGUUCGAGUUUGUUGGAAAAAAGCCCGACGAGUCCUCAUAAGACAAUAAGGGAAUUGUUACCAAAUGUGUCUGAAGUAGCUUUAGAUCUCAUUGAAAACUUGAUUGUUUUCAAUCCUAAUCAUCGUUUAACUGCUGUAGAAGCUUUGGAACACCAAUACGUCGCAAUCUUUCAUGCAAAAGGAAACGAACCUGAAAAAGGUUUUAGCGUGAUACCCUUUCUUCGAGAUGACGUACAACUUUCCGUCGAGGAAUACCGCAAUAAACUUUACGCUAUGAUGGAUGAAAAACAUCGAAAACACAAAAACAUGUCUAAAUCAAGAAUAAGACGUCUUUCAGAACAUAUUAGAAAAGAUUCUUAUUCGUCCAUUCAAGGUGAUACACAGGUCCGCAAAAGUUUUCAUUUAUCUUGUGACGACCUACGUAAAGAGAAAUCCAAGACUGAUACUUACAAAGCCUUAUUCCUAGAAGGAGAGGUAAGACCAAAUUUAACAAAUAAAAAUAGAGUCCUUAGAGGUAAAGAAAGUAAAGGGAUGCAAGUUUUAAACAUGAUGACAAGCGAGAACGUUUCAAGGCAAAAUGUCAAAUCAUCGAAUAAAGAUAUGACCAUACAAUACGCAUACAAUCUGAUCAAUGGAAAUCUACGAAAUCUCGUCCCAAGCCAUGCAAAGAGCUGCGUAUAUUUAAGCCAACAACCCGAAAGGAUAACCAGGACACAGCGCUCAAUACAAUCAGAUCAGCAUCUACAAACACUCAACGUUACCACUCAAAAUAAUCAACAGCCAAAAUUUCGCCAUACACGUGUUGGUUCCGUUGUGAAAUCAAUAAACAUACAACGCCGACAACAGCAAUAUCAUUCACUUACCAGUAUUCCUAGUCAGCCUGAAACGAAACUCGAGAAACGUUUGAACCAGGAAAUGUUACCAGCGGCCAAUACUAAUAAAUAUUUCACAAAGAUACCUGAAGACUUACGUAAACAUUUGGUCCAUGAAGUUGGCGACACUAGUCACGUAAUUGAUGAUUACUUAAAUCUUCAACGUCAACAUCAAACAUUGAAUCAACACCUACGAAAUCAUCAUAAAUCAGUCGAUACUAAAACUGUGAGAAAUAUACAAAGCUUAAAAAAUAAUGAGAACAAACAGAGCUGUGAGACUUGCUACAUAAAAAAUUUUGGAUGUUAUGAUCAAAACCAUGGAGUUAUUUCAGCAUCUGUGUACAGAGACUUAAGGAAUGGUACAAUUGGUUGGUAACUUACAAAAGUGAUAAUAAGUCAAAAUAAUAAUAAAUGCUUGUAUAGUGUCGCAUGUAAAAGGAUCUAGAUAAGAAGUUGUAUAGAUCAUGAGGUGUACAUGGUUGUAGGUGGCAAUGGGAUCAAAUUUUGUACUAGUACAAACCUUUAUAUGAAUAAACGCUUGAAUUUUCCAU
Phymastichus coffea is the source of this 2583-nucleotide messenger RNA. It is a transcript of the gene Erk7, whose product is annotated as extracellular signal-regulated kinase 2. Lineage: Eukaryota; Metazoa; Arthropoda; Insecta; Hymenoptera; Eulophidae. The coding region runs from base 378 to 2408 and encodes 676 amino acids. Gene Ontology annotation, biological process: protein phosphorylation; intracellular signal transduction. The transcript is spliced from 12 exons. The record is from RefSeq and is a predicted model, not a curated record. Gene Ontology annotation, cellular component: nucleus; cytoplasm. Gene Ontology annotation, molecular function: ATP binding; MAP kinase activity.